UUGUAUGAGCUUCAAAAAUAUGCAUUCGUGACAGAGCGCAGCGCCCACUGAGUUUGCAUCUGGUCCUGCAGGAUGAGACCUUCUAGGUCUUCCGCGCCGCGGCGCACCAAAUCGUCAAGCAAAUACUGUGAUGUAACCGCAAAUCAUCAUAUGGGAAUGCAAAGAUAGCACGGGGCACAGGGGCAGCGAGACGAGGCAAACACGGGUGCUUCCCGACUUGGGCGUUGCAAAGGCCACAAUACAAUGAAGCUUUGGUCGUUGUUGCUCAUACCUUUGGUGGCGCUCAUUGGUUACUUUGCAUCAGAGCUCACGAGGGUCGAUCUGCUGCUUGUGGGAACUGUGACCAUAGACGUCGUUGAUGACGGCAGCCGCCCUGCGGGAGGAGCUGUCUCGUAUGCAGCCUCCAUAGUUCGUGCGUACGGCAUUCGCGCUUGCGUAGUGACAGUGGCGGGCGAGGAUGCGGACCUGACGGUCUUCAACGGCCACGAGCUGCAUGUGGUGCCGGCGCCCUCCACACUCACCUUCGAGCACACCUACACCUGGUUCGGCCACCAGCGGAAGCUGCGCGUGACCGCCAACCCCAACGUGACGCUGUCGCGCGCACACGUGCCGCGCCACUGCCAGCGCGCGCGCACCGUCAUCCUGGGCCCCCUUACACAGCACGAGCUGGACGCGGGCUCAUUCCUGGAGUACGAUGGUGUGUGGGAUGCGCUGGUCCGGGGCCGGCAGUACAUCGGCCUUAUGGCGCAGGGCUUCCAGCGCCGCCUGGGACCCGACGGCCGCGUGCUACCGCUGCUGACGCCCUCGCCGCAACUGCUGGCGGGUCUGGGCCGCUCCCGGCGCGUGUCUCUGUUCCUGUCAGACGUGGAGACGGAGCCGUGGGCUGAGGACUGGCUGGGUCUGGUGGUGGGCAGCUCGGAGCGGGUGCUCAUCACGCGGGGCAGCGCGGGGGCCACAGAGUACAACGACACCGGCGUGCACGACAUACACAUCGUGCCGGUGGACAAGGUGCGCGACACCAACGGCGCCGGCGACACCUUCGCCACCGGCUACAUGCUGGCGCUGUCUCGAGGCCUGGCAGACCCAGGCGCGCACGCCUCCUGGGCCGCCAGCAGAGCCGUGAUGCAGCCGCAGUCCUGCAAGCCGCACUGCGCCGGCGACCUCAUAGAAGGCCACAUGCCGGCCUGGGGCGCGCGGGAGAAGCUGGUGGCGGCGGCGCGAGGGCUGGGGUCCAUGGCGCGUGGGGUGCUAGACCGCGGGCUGCGGGAGGGCCUGGCGGCGGCGCUGCAUCUGCGGGAGCUGCCGCCGGGGACGCUGACGCAGAUGGCUGCCAAGGCCGGCCGCGGGCCGCACGGGCCGCAGUAUGGCGCUGUCUGCAAGCAGAAGGCGGCGAGCGGGGCUGGGGGCGGCGGCAAGCUGGCGGCGGGGCCGGAGGAGGACGACGACGAUGAAGAAGAGCUGGCGAGCAUGACCGUGGCUACUGUGACCUUGUGAGGCGGCAGCAGCAGCCAGAGAUGGACGGGGCUUGCAGGCCACAUGGGGCCUUACGAUUGCUGAGGUUACGACCGCCGAGAUGUGGCGUUCUGGAUUGCUGUAAGGCGUCGCGUAGCCCCGGGGAAGGGGGUUUGGGUCUGCAGCUACGGGGGGGUCUUGGCGUGGGAGCGGCUGUCGGCGUUCGAGGGCGCGGAGGAGCGGCGGGCGCGCGAUUGUGUCACAUCAGGGUCUCGCAAACUUGGAUGCGGCGCCGAGUGCGGGGCUGUUGGGUGGCGUGGUGCGUCUUGCAGGAUGUACGAGGUUAUGGCACGUGACCAGACUCGAUUUUGUUUUGAUCUUGAGAGUCAAGCUUUGAGUGCGGCGUGGGUGUAGGCUGAGACUUGAGACUUGGUUUCGAAGACUGCACAGAGUAGACAGGAGACGAGUGUGAGGGCAAAAGACAGCGGUGAAAGGGACGGAUGUCAUGGUGUUGGCAUGUAGCGAUAGCAGGAGGCAGGAUAAGGCGACACUGGUAGGCGCUGAGACGUCAGACAUGGAAAUGGGCGCUGCACCGGCGGCCGUGGUGUGGAAAGGCAUGUAUUGCGUAAAGGCCGCGAGUCCCGCGACAGGCCCUGUGCCGUAUCGUUUGGGUCUGGUGGGCACUAGAUGGACUGCAGCUGAGGGCAGGCAGACCGUGCAGAUAUCAAGGUCAUUGCAAGCAUCCAACCGGUCACCGGACGGGGGGGAUGGGCCUACCGCCUAUCAGCCACUACAAAAUUGGCUACGGGUAACCCGGUCUGGCCCCGUCAUGGCUAUAGACUGGGGGCUGUGUGGUAGGGAAUCUGGAAUGCUGGUCAAGGACUCAGCGACUCUCGCGUUACCCCAAGGUCCGAA
Chlamydomonas reinhardtii is the source of this 2367-nucleotide messenger RNA. RefSeq lists its product as uncharacterized. The transcript has 8 exons. Bases 244 to 1494 code for a protein of 416 amino acids. Lineage: Eukaryota; Viridiplantae; Chlorophyta; Chlorophyceae; Chlamydomonadales; Chlamydomonadaceae. The record is from RefSeq and is a predicted model, not a curated record.